Molecule: messenger RNA, 2548 nt
Organism: Exserohilum turcica Et28A
Lineage: Eukaryota; Fungi; Ascomycota; Dothideomycetes; Pleosporales; Pleosporaceae
Exons: 4
Coding region: 320-2449 (709 amino acids)
Cellular component (GO): cytoplasm; microtubule; membrane
Molecular function (GO): GTPase activity; GTP binding; microtubule binding
Source: RefSeq, a predicted model, not a curated record
GCAAAGACGAAACACGGCAAUUUCUCAGGUUUGUUGCAUUGAUUACGGAUUUUGGAAAACCCAGACUGCUGUCACUUGGCGGCCUAAAGAUUAUUCCACGGGAACAGAGUUUUUUUCUUUUUCUUUCGACAGCUACAUGGCUCUACAUGCAACCAUAGUCUCAUCACUCAUCAUCUUCAACGGUCAAGAGUACGCCUCUUCACUACCAAUCAAGAGCUUCACAGCAUCGCUUCCCGAUCACACUGCAACCGAUACGAAUCUUGACAGUUCUACAGAAGCAGGGCGCCAGGCCUGAAUCUAUCGACACUAUUCCCAUAAGAUGGAUACGCACUCCAGUACCACACCUGUUGGUGGGCUUGUGAGUUCAACAAUUCUCGAGAAGAUUGACAAGCUUUUCGCUUGCAAUGCUGGGGAAUAUGUCGAUCUACCUCAAUUAGUAGUUGUAGGGGAUCAAUCUAGUGGCAAGAGUUCAGUGCUCGAAGGGCUAACAGGUUUGCCCUUCCCUCGAGAUAGUGGGCUAUGUACUCGCUUCGCAACACAAAUCACGUUCCGCCGGUCAAGCGAAGAAAACAUAGUCGCAUCCAUCAUACCCGCCAAAAGCAGCACCCAAGAGAGACAAGAAAGACUCCAGGCAUGGGGCACAAGCCCCAUGCAGUCACUGGACGCAGACUCAUUCCGCAAUAUUAUGGAACAGGUAACGAGUACUAUGGAAAUCGGAUCGAAUAUGACGUCUGGUCAGCGCACAUUUUCCGAAGAUGUACUGCGCCUAGAAGUGUCUGGACCGUUCCAGGAACACUUCAGUGUCAUAGAUGUCCCCGGUAUCUUUAAGCGGACAACACAAGGCAUGACCACAAAGGAAGAUAUCGCCUUGGUUGACCAGAUGGUACACGGCUACAUGUCUAACCCGAGGUCUGUCGUGUUGGUUGUUGUUCCUUGCAAUGUCGAUAUUGCUACCCAAGAGAUUCUCGAACGAGCAGAAGACCUCGAUACUGAGGGAAUCCGUACCUUGGGCGUUUUGACGAAGCCUGAUCUCAUCGAUCAGGGCGGUGAGGGUGCUGUUGUAGAUUUGCUAGAGGAACGGAAGCACCGCCUGCGCUUGGGUUGGCAUUUGGUGCGAAAUCCCGGGCAGUCUGACCUGAACACUGGACGAUGUCGACACGCGAUAGAGGCAGAAUUUUUUGCCAAGACAACGCCUUGGAAAAGUUUAGAUAAGGAAAAGUUGGGAGUCCAAAAGCUCAGAGUCCGGUUACAGGCGAUACUCGAAGAUCACAUUCGUCGGGAAUUCCCCAAGGUCCGGUCUGAACUCUCACAAAAGCUGAAGAUAGCUAUGAAGAGUUUACGCCAACUAGGCCCGAAACGCCAGACGCGCGAGGAACAGUUCCAGUACGCAGUUGAUGUUGCUAUUCGGUUCCAGAACCUUGUAUCGGACGCGCUAGAAGCUGGAUAUAACCGAUCAGGUAUAUUCGGACGCAAUCCUACUCUUCGACUCGCCACCCAGGCGAUCAAUCGAGGAGAGGCCUUCGCCAAGGCCCUGGAAAGCCAUGGCCAUGUAUAUCGGUUUCAAACAAAGGACUCAUCAAUACAGAAUGGGAUUCUGGAGCUUACCAUGCACGACUCCGCUAACGUCGAGGUACGGACAGUCAAGGACGAUCCAGACAUUGAAGACCUCACCCAUGAAAACACCUCGGUUUCAGCCCCAUCUGGUGAUGAUAUCAUUGAGUGGAUCGAUGAAUUGUACCGCGAAUCCAGAGGUUUCGAACUUGGCACAUUUGACGCCAAAAUAUUGGGUGUGAUAUUGAAAGAACAGGCAGCCAAUUGGGGCUAUCUCGCACAUGGAUAUAUCAGCGACAUGAUUGCCUUGGUACAUAACUUCAUUGUCGAAGUGCUGCAGCAGGUCGCACCUAGCCGCCGAGUCUCGGACGGGAUCAGGAGCUUGUUGCUGGAUGACUUAAAAAAGAUGUAUCGAGAUGCGAUCAACCACACGCAGUUCCUUCUCGACAUUGAGCUCCGUGGAACACCUGCUACAUACAAUCAUUACUUCAAUGAGAAUCUCCAGAAACGUCGAAAUGAACGUGUACGCGCGGGCUUAGUUUCGAAAAGCAUCACGGAUUGCAAGCACGGAACGGUGGUGCGUCUGGAUGACAUUGUCCAGAGCCACCCCCUAAGUAAUGCAAGACACACCACCCUUGAGAUCCAUGACAUACUGUGUUCUUACUACAAAGUCGCCAGAAAGCGAUUCAUUGACGCAGUCCGUAUGCAAGUCGCCGACUGCAUGCUUGUGACUGGAGAAACAACACCAUUAACUUUGCUAUCCGCCCAACUCGUUGCUCGCCUUGAUCACGAGACGUUGGAGGAUAUUGCUGGAGAGGAGUUGCAGACAAAGCAUGAACGCUCAAGACUUGAGAAAGAAAUUAUUUUGCUGUCAGAAGGGAAGAAAAUUGUUGGUUGAGUGCUUAUGAAGCCGAUCAUCUAACUAACUAGUUAGAGUACUUGGAGUGUGUAAAAUCAAGUCUGCCCUUCAUCUUGAAUUUACUCACUUCUCCCUUUC